AUGCAGUCUUUUCUUGAACAACGACGCAUUCGAAAACGGCUUGAGCAACAGAUUGUUGUUAGACGCAAGUCAUGCGACGAUGUUUGGACCCAUGAACGUCGCUAUUGGUAUCCAGAAGGCGGAGGGAUCCAGUCCGAACAGCGAUACACAGAGGAGGAAGCACCGGCAGCUCGACGACGAGAACAUGGCCAGCAAACUAUGGCCAGCGGCCCAUCAAUGGAGCCUCGUCAUUCCGUACGUUCACAUCUGGGCCAAGAAGAAGAUAUUGAGGCACAGGAUCGUCACCCGGCGCUCAACAUUGAUCCCUUCACUAUAAACACAAGGGAUACACUGGGGACUGAUGUUGACAUGAUGGUUACUGGCGUGGAAAGUCAACGAGUAAUAAGAGACGUGACAGGGAGCAUCGAUGGCUCAACCAUAGGAAGCGAUGUUAAUGCCGAUGAAAAGGAGAAGAUCGUGAUUGUUACUUACGAGGGAGACUAUGACCCGGCAGAUCCACAUAACUGGUCUUUCAUAGGCCGUUGUGCAUGCACGAUUCUCGUUUCCUUACUUGGGGCUAUCGUUCUAUGGUCAUCUACGAUUGAUACCACUGCUUUGGUCUCGACACGGAAGCUUUUCCAUACAAGUUUUGAGCUUGAGACUGUCCCAAUUGCUUUGUUCCUCAUCUGCCUUGGAUUUGGUGCACUAGUAGCAGCACCCAUUUCCGAAAUCGUCGGGCGGAAUCCAAUUUACAUUUCUUGCCUUCCAUUGUUUAUGCUUUUCAACAUGGGAGCAGGGCUUGCACAAAAUGUAGGCCAGCGAUCUGUGUGCCGUGCGCUUGCUGGACUCUUUGGCUCAGCGCCGUUGGUCUGCUCUGCAGCUGCUAUCGUCGACCUUUGGUCCGUGGUUGAGCGAAACUAUGCCUUUCCAUUCUUCUCAAUCAUGGCCUUUUUAGGUGCCGUCGUUGGCCCGUUACCAGGCUCAGUCAUAGUAUGGGCGCAAUCUACCUCCUGGCGCUAUGUAGACUGGGUUACAAUCAUGUUUUGCGGUUUUCUACUAGCACUCACCGUCCUCUUUCUCCCAGAAACCUACAGCCCGGUCAUUCUUCAUUGGAAAGCCAAGCAACUCCGUCGCUUAACAAACGAUGACCGAUACCACUCUCCGCUAGAAUUCAAAGCCACGACUUUCGGCAAACGACUCCGCCGAGCGCUUUCCCGUCCUAUAGUUCUCCUCUGCACUGAACCUAUCAUUAUCAUUCUCAGCGCUUAUCUCGGUAUCAUCUUCAUUAUCCUAUAUACCUUCUCCGCAGGCUUCGAAUCCGUUUUUCAAAAAAUUUACAAACUAAACCCGGGCCAAGGUGGCGCUACAUUUCUCAGUCUUGCUACCGGUAUCAUUUGUUGCGGCCCUCUAGUACUCGUCUCCCAGCGCCUAGUCCGUCGUGAUAUCCUCCGCGCUCGCGAACGUGGCCAAUGCCGCCCAGGACCAGAAUUCAACCUUUACAUGUCCAUAUUCGGUGCCCCAUUUAUCCCAAUUGCCCUCUUCUGGAUGGGAUGGACAGCUCGCCCCUCCAUCUCAAUGUGGUGCCCAAUUGUCGCAGCUGGUGUCUUUGGUUUUGGCGUGACUUGUGUCUUCAUAUCAUCUUAUCAGUAUGUUGCUGCAGCGUUUGAGGAACAUCCUGCCUCGGCAUUGGCCUCGUUGCAAAUGUUCAGGCUUGUUACUGCGGGCGUUAUGGCGGUUCUCGCGCAGAUUAUGUAUGAUAAGCUUAAGGUUGACUGGACUAUGACACUGUUAGGUGGUAUUGCGACUGUUUUCAUGCCUGUGCCAUAUGUGCUCUAUUUUUAUGGGUGUCAUAUUCGAAAGUGGAGCUUGCGUGCAUCGGCCUGGGGGUAG
Molecule: messenger RNA, 1869 nt
Organism: Penicillium angulare
Lineage: Eukaryota; Fungi; Ascomycota; Eurotiomycetes; Eurotiales; Aspergillaceae
Product: MFS transporter
Exons: 2
Coding region: 1-1869 (622 amino acids)
Biological process (GO): transmembrane transport
Molecular function (GO): transmembrane transporter activity
Source: RefSeq, a predicted model, not a curated record